This is a messenger RNA of Dibothriocephalus latus, 1587 nucleotides long. Lineage: Eukaryota; Metazoa; Platyhelminthes; Cestoda; Diphyllobothriidea; Diphyllobothriidae. The record is from the annotation of a GenBank genome assembly.
GCGACUCUGCAGCAUUGUGUGAGCGAAGCAAAGGUGUCUUUCCUGCGACGACUCUGCCACCACAUUGUGCAAGUGUCCUGCCUUGUCAACAAUCCUGACGAACUCCUCACCGAUAUUCCACCGGACGAGUUGCUAGAUUUUGAUCUAGAGACGGUCUUCAAUCUAGCCAACGUCUCUCUAAAGUCCAAGAAAUUUUCACGCCAGCUUGGUCGAGCAAUUUCCAUGAAGACACCUCGCCGCAUCGCAGCCGCUUGGAGCGGUAGCGGUCAUCCUGGUGGUCGGAGCAACGCUCUCUCUGUCGAUCGUAUCGCCGCCUCCAAGGGUGCCAAUACGAUGACAGCGGUUCAGCACUAUUCACCGCUGCCGGAGACAGAGAUAGGCCCCCACCGCGAGACUUCAAACGCACCCUCAACACCGUUGUUAUCUGCGAAACCAAAUAUUGACCCAGAGUCGAUGGUUUCGUCGGAAACUGACGCCAUCGAUCAUCUGACAAUACGCCCUUCUUCCUCGUCACCCUCCUCCACACCGCUGGAGAAACAGCCCACUUCAAGCACUUUCCUACAACCCAUUGCACCGCCACUCCCUUUAUCACAAUCAGCCACCAAGCAGAUUCGCGGCUCCGAAAAACUCUGGUUAGAACAUGAGGUUCCUGAAUUCGCCUCAGACGCUGAGGAUGAUACCGUUAACGGUGGAGAUGCAGAUGAAUAUGACCUUGUCUCCAUUGAUUCCUCUUCUAACAUGGGUCCAUGGCCAGCCUUCCUGCCUAGACCACUGUCCCGGCGCCCAACCAGACUCGGCACUGUUGAUACACCCUCCACAUCCUCUCUGCGUUCCACAUACUCUCUGGAUCCACACGCCGUCAGCGGCAAACAGGAACAUCAAAGCACGUCAGCGACGCUCACCAAAUUUAACCGAUCCUCCGCUGGUGGUGGACUUGGAGGUGACAGUGCCACACGAAAGAGUAUUUGCCGUUCCAUGCUAGAUGGACUACGCACCCUGCGACGCUCCCUGGCUGACCCGAAAUUUACGGCUGCAGAGACAGGACUCGCCCGUGGCCGGAAAUCGGUCUCUGGAUAUGAUCUCGCCUGCCGACCUCGAGUCCCUAUCGCGGAGACCGAGGUGCCAAAUGGUCCCUUGCCUCUGAUUCGACAGUCCACCGCUGCGCCGGGCAACUGUCUCCCUCCGAAAACCCACCAUCGAGCCGAGCUGCUGGGCAGUAAUGGACAUCACGAGGGUAGCCCGAACGACUCUGCGUCCUCUCACAGUAUCGGUAGCUGGAACAGUUUGAUAACUCUUGAUGAAGAAGUUGAGGAAGACGAAGACUGUGCCUCAGCCCGCCGCCGACGUUGCGGCCAUCUCUCGAAGACACCAGUAGAAACAUGCAGUCUCAUCCUACCUUCAAGUUCCUCUGAUCACAAGAAACGUUCCUUCGGCUCCCGUACCCGUAGCAGUAAAUCGACCAAAAAACGUGGUGUUUUUCUUUUGGGCAGCGCCAUUUUUCAUAAACCAGUUGGAGCGGAAGGAUAUCAAUCAGACCUGGCGUCUCGCCGCGACAGCUUCUUCAAGCGUGGAUUUUUGCGCAAGUGA